Molecule: messenger RNA, 975 nt
Organism: Aaosphaeria arxii CBS 175.79
Lineage: Eukaryota; Fungi; Ascomycota; Dothideomycetes; Pleosporales
Product: soluble epoxide hydrolase
Exons: 3
Coding region: 1-975 (324 amino acids)
Source: RefSeq, a predicted model, not a curated record
AUGACAAUGCCUGCCCCGCCAGCUAGUACGAAUGGUUCUACCUUGGUGUACGACCAUACCGGCGCUGCUGUUCGCCAUGGUCGAGCUCGAAUAAAUCAAAUCCGCAUGCACUACUACACCGCAGGCUCAGGGCCAGCUCUUCUCCUCAUCCACGGCACUCCAAAAACAAGCUUCUACUGGUACAAAAUCGCCCCGCUCCUAACACCGUACUUCACCAUUGUCGCUCCCGAUCUCCGCGGAUUUGGAUACACAGACAAACCACCAGCAAGCAAUGGCUACGAUUCUCGAACCAAUGCCGACGAUCUUGCCGAGUUGAUGACACAACUCGGCCACGAGCAGUUCUACGUCCAUGGAGAAGACCGUGGGGCAGAGUUUGCGUUCGCAGUUGCGGGUCUCUACCGGGACCGCGUGCUGAAGCUUUCCUUCUGCGAAAUGCUGCUGUCCGGCGUUUCGCUCGAUAAGUGGUCAUACUUUACCCCAGAGAACACUCAGGCCCAGUACGAACAACGAGGAGUGUGGCAAUGGCACAUUCCCUUCCUAUGGAUGCCUAAUGUUGCGGAGAUGUUGAUCACUGGCAAAGAGGAGGAGUUUUGGACUUUCUUUAUGGAGAAUGAGUGCUACAACCCUAUAGCAAUUGGCAGGGAGGCUAUCCAGGAGUUCGUCAGGAGCUCGAAAGCGCCUGGUGGACUGAGAGGUAUCUUAGAAACGUAUAGGGCGACAUUGGUUAACGGUCAAGUUAAUACAGAGAUCAAGCAGGAGCCACUCACACUGCCAAUCAUGACAGUCGGUGCACCGGAAUUUUUCGGCCCACUUGUCAGGGAAGAAAUGCUCAUGGUCGCGAAUAACGUGCAGCGGAGUGCGGUCUUUGAAGAGUGUGGCCAUUCGUUAGCACUCGAGGCCGAGGUCAGACUUUCGGAUAUGUUAAUUGAUUUCAUGCUGGGGCAAAAUCAGACCGCAAACAGCACGCAGUCGUAG